This is a messenger RNA of Aspergillus heteromorphus CBS 117.55, 425 nucleotides long. RefSeq names its product putative quinol monooxygenase. NCBI's taxonomy places the organism in Eukaryota, Fungi, Ascomycota, Eurotiomycetes, Eurotiales, Aspergillaceae. Bases 50 to 373 code for a protein of 107 amino acids. The transcript is spliced from 3 exons. The record is from RefSeq and is a predicted model, not a curated record.
CCGUCUCCCACCGCAUCGAUCAUCGAUCUCUAUAUACACAUCCCACAAAAUGACCGGAGUGAACCUCAUCGCCACCCUACGACCCGCCCCCGGGAAGACGGCCGAGCUCCGUCAGAUCCUCUGUGAGACCGCCCACAACGUCAAGCAGGUCGAACAAACCUGCUUCACUUUCCUCCUCACGGAAUGCAAGCGCCCCGAUGGCACCAUCGAGUUCAAGGUGAUCGAAAGAUGGGCGAAUAAGGAGGCCUUGGAGGUGCACCACGAGCGCUCCUGGCUGCAGAGCAUGUACUCCACCUUUGACGAGAAGCAACUGCUGGAUGGCCCGGAGCAGAUCGAGGAGUUGACGGUGAUUUCUGGCUUUGCUGCCCGCUAGAGAAACUUCCUAUGUGUCAUUCGGACGCUGGAGAUAGUGGAAUGGAAUUGGC